Molecule: messenger RNA, 6770 nt
Organism: Misgurnus anguillicaudatus (oriental weatherfish)
Lineage: Eukaryota; Metazoa; Chordata; Actinopteri; Cypriniformes; Cobitidae
Source: RefSeq, a predicted model, not a curated record
CCGGAAGCGGAAGUAACAGCGUUUUGAAAACGUCGUGCGUGGUUCACACGGAUGGUGCUGCUUUGAAGUGAAAGAAAAGAAACUGUACCUUAAAAAGUGGAUUAUUAUAAUUGUGUGCACUAUACCGGUGCACUAAAAUAUUUGUUUUGCAUGUACAAGGGACGUACAUGAAUACUUUGUAUUUUUGUUAGCCGUCUGUCUACCCGCUAGCACUGCGUGUGCUACUUGAUUUUUAGUUUAAGCGCAUUUACAAUAAUAAGAAGUCAUGGCGGAUGUUACUGCUCGUAGCCUGCAGUAUGAAUACAAAGCGAACUCUAACUUGGUGUUGCAAGCAGACAGAUCUCUGAUCGACCGCACCCGCAGAGAUGAGCCCACCGGAGAGGUCCUGUCUCUGGUCGGCAAGUUGGAGGGAACAAAGAUGGGAGACAGAAGCCAGAGAACCAAGCCUCAGAUGUUGGAGGAGAGGAGAGCGAAGAGGCGAAAGAGAGAUGAGGACAGACAUGACAUCAACAAAAUGAAAGGCUUCACAUUGCUGUCUGAAGGAAUUGAUGAGAUGGUGGGAAUUGUGUACAAGCCAAAGACCAAAGAGACCAGAGAGACAUAUGAAAUCCUCCUCAGCUUUAUUCAGGCUGCACUUGGAGAUCAGCCAAGAGAUAUCCUAUGUGGAGCUGCAGAUGAAGUGUUGGCUGUGCUGAAGAAUGACAAGAUGAGAGACAAAGAGAGAAGAAGGGAAGUGGAGCAGCUGUUGGGUCCUGCUGAUGACACGCGAUACCAUGUACUGGUCAACCUGGGCAAGAAAAUCUCAGACUAUGGUGGAGACAAGGAGCUCCAGAAUAUGGAUGACAACAUCGAUGAAACAUAUGGAGUCAAUGUACAGUUUGAGUCUGAUGAGGAGGAAGGUGAUGAGGACCAGUUCGGAGAGGUUCGAGAUGAAGGCUCUGAUGACAGUGAGGGAGAGGAGGCAGAUGAGACUAGUACUCUCACUGCUAAUCUGGGCAACACGGGCGACGUAAUGAUGACCAAAAAGAAAGAUCUUCAUCCACGAGACAUUGACGCCUUUUGGCUUCAGCGACAACUAAGCCGGUUUUAUAAUGAUGCCAUUGUGUCUCAGAAGAAAGCAGAUGAAGUCUUGGAAAUCCUCAAGACUGCCGGUGAUGACAGAGAGUGCGAGAACCAGUUGGUGCUGCUUUUGGGCUUCAACACCUUUGAUUUCAUCAAGGUCCUUCGGCAGCAUAGACGAAUGAUCCUUUACUGCACCAUGUUGGCCAGCGCCCAAAGUGAAGCAGAAAAAGAAAAGAUCAUGAAUAAAAUGGAGUCUGAUCAGGAUCUUUCCAAAGUUCUUUACCAGCUGCAGGAGACUGAGAAGGAGGACAUCAUCAGGGAGGAACGAUCUCGACGGGAAAGAGUGAGAAAAUCUCGCGUGGAUGAUAUGGAGUCGAUGGACAUUGAUCGUGGGGAGGCUGUGACCUCUAGGCAACUACUAGACCUUGAAGAUCUGGCCUUCUCUCAGGGCAGCCAUUUCAUGGCCAACAAGCGUUGCCAGCUGCCCGAUGGCUCCUUUCGCAAACAAAGAAAAGGUUAUGAGGAGGUGCACGUGCCCGCUCUUAAGCCCAAGCCUUUCGGUGAUGAUGAGACAUUGGUGGCUAUUGAGAAACUGCCCAAAUAUGCCCAAGCUGGAUUUGAGGGAUUCAAAACACUGAAUCGUAUACAAAGUAAACUCUUCAAAACCACUAUGGAGACGGAUGAGAAUCUGCUGGUUUGCGCUCCAACGGGUGCUGGCAAAACCAAUGUUGCUCUGAUGGCAAUGCUCAGAGAGAUCGGCAAGCAUAUCAACAUGGAUGGCACAAUCAAUGUUGAUGAUUUUAAGAUCAUCUACAUCGCUCCCAUGCGCUCCCUGGUGCAGGAGAUGGUGGGCAGCUUUGGAAAGCGCUUGGCCAGUUACGGCAUUAUUGUAUCUGAGUUGACUGGAGAUCACCAGCUCUGCAAAGAGGAAAUUAAUGCCACCCAGAUUAUUGUGUGCACCCCAGAAAAAUGGGACAUCAUCACCAGAAAGGGAGGGGACCGCACAUACACACAACUUGUACGGCUCAUCAUUAUCGAUGAGAUCCACUUGCUGCACGAUGACCGCGGCCCGGUGUUAGAGUCCCUGAUUGCUCGAACCAUCCGAAAUGUGGAGCUGACACAGGAGGAUGUGAGGCUUAUCGGCCUCAGUGCCACACUGCCCAACUAUGAAGACGUGGCCACCUGUCUGCGCGUAGAUCCAUCAAAGGGACUUUUCUAUUUUGACAACAGUUUCCGGCCUGUACCAUUGGAACAAACCUAUGUAGGAAUCACAGAGAAAAAGGCCAUUAAGCGUUUCCAGAUUAUGAAUGAGAUCGUCUAUGAAAAGAUCAUGGAACAUGCUGGAAAGAAUCAGGUCCUAGUGUUCGUGCAUUCCAGGAAGGAAACCGGGAAGACUGCUCGUGCAAUAAGGGACAUGUGUUUGGAAAAGGACACUCUUGGGUUGUUCCUCAGAGAGGGUUCGGCCUCCACUGAGGUCCUGAGAACUGAAGCAGAGCAGUGCAAGAAUCUGGAGCUGAAGGAUCUCUUGCCUUACGGUUUUGCUAUCCACCAUGCCGGAAUGACCAGGGUGGACAGAACACUGGUAGAGGAUCUGUUUGCUGACCGUCACAUUCAGGUGUUGGUGUCCACGGCCACUCUGGCUUGGGGUGUGAAUUUGCCAGCCCACACCGUCAUAAUCAAAGGCACGCAGGUCUACAGCCCAGAGAAAGGCAGAUGGACCGAACUGGGAGCUCUGGACAUUCUUCAGAUGCUGGGUCGUGCCGGCAGGCCGCAGUAUGACUCUAAAGGAGAGGGUAUUCUCAUCACAUCUCACGGAGAGCUGCAGUACUACCUGUCGCUGCUUAAUCAACAGCUGCCCAUCGAAAGCCAGAUGGUGGCCAAACUGCCUGACAUGCUCAAUGCUGAGAUCGUGUUGGGCAAUGUGCAGACAGUUAAGGAUGCAGUGAACUGGCUGGGUUACACUUACCUCUAUGUCCGAAUGCUGCGAAACCCCACGCUUUAUGGCGUCUCUCACGAUGACCGCAGCUCUGAUCCGCUGCUCGAGCGUCGCAGGAUGGACCUUAUACACACAGCAUCCACUGUCCUGGAGAAGAACAACCUGAUCAAAUACGACAAACGAUCCGGCAGCUUUCAGGUGACAGACCUGGGCCGCAUUGCCAGCCAUUUCUACAUCACCCACGAGUCCAUUAUGACCUACAACCAGCUGCUGAAGCCCACUCUGAGUGAGAUCGAGCUCUUCAGGGUGUUUUCUCUCUCCUCAGAGUUCAGAAACAUCACAGUUAGAGAGGAGGAAAAACUUGAGCUUCAGAAACUGCUUGAGAGAGUCCCCAUUCCAGUAAAGGAAAGCAUUGAGGAGCCCAGCGCAAAGAUUAAUGUGCUGCUGCAGGCAUAUAUCUCUCAGCUCAAGCUGGAGGGCUUUGCUCUUAUGGCUGACAUGGUGUAUGUGACACAGAGUGCUGGCAGGCUGAUGAGGGCGAUCUUUGAGAUUGUUUUGAGCAGAGGCUGGGCACAACUUACUGAUAAAACUAUGAAUCUCUGCAAGAUGAUUGACAAAAGGAUGUGGCAGUCCAUGUCUCCUUUGCGUCAGUUCCGCAAGCUUCCAGAGGAAGUCAUCAAAAAGAUCGAGAAGAAGAACUUCCCCUUCGAGCGCCUUUAUGAUCUAAACCACAAUGAAAUUGGUGAGUUGAUUCGCAUGCCAAAGAUGGGGAAGACCAUCCAUAAGUAUGUCCAUCAGUUCCCAAAGCUGGACCUGGCAGUUCACCUGCAGCCCAUCACACGCUCCACACUAAAAGUGGAACUCACCAUCACGCCAGAUUUCCAGUGGGAUGACAAGAUACAUGGCUCAUCCGAGGCCUUCUGGAUCUUGGUCGAGGAUGUGGACAGUGAGGUGGUCCUUCAUCACGAAUACUUCCUCCUGAAAGCCAAGUAUGCUCAGGAUGAGCAUCUGGUCACUUUCUUCGUUCCUGUGUUCGAGCCGCUGCCCCCGCAGUAUUUUAUUCGCAUAGCUUCAGACCGCUGGCUGUCUUGCGAGACCCAGCUUCCAGUCUCGUUUCGUCACCUGAUCCUGCCCGAAAAGUAUCCACCCCCCACCGAACUGCUUGAUCUGCAGCCUUUGCCCGUGUCUGCUUUGAGAAAUGCAGCCUUUGAGAGCCUUUACCAAAAUUUCCCCUUUUUCAACCCUAUCCAAACCCAAGUUUUCAAUGCUGUGUACAAUAGUGAUGACAACGUCUUCGUUGGUGCCCCCACUGGCAGUGGGAAGACCAUAUGUGCAGAGUUCGCCAUUCUUAGGAUGCUCCUUCACAACGCAGAGGGUCGAUGUGUCUACAUCACACCGAUGGAGGCUCUUGCUGAACAGGUUUUUGUUGACUGGCACCAGAAGUUCCAGGACACUUUGAAUAAGAAGGUUGUCUUGCUUACUGGUGAGACCAGCACUGACCUGAAGCUGCUGGGGAAAGGUGACAUCAUCAUCAGCACCCCAGACAAGUGGGACAUCCUGUCUCGCCGAUGGAAACAGAGGAAGAACGUGCAGAACGUUAGCCUCUUCAUUGUGGAUGAAGUUCAUCUCAUUGGAGGAGAUAACGGACCUGUGUUGGAGGUGAUUUGUUCCAGAAUGAGGUACAUUUCCUCUCAGAUUGAGCGGCCCAUCCGUAUUGUGGCCCUCAGCUCUUCUCUCUCCAACGCUAAAGAUGUGGCCCACUGGCUCGGCUGCAGCACCACAGCGACGUUCAACUUCCACCCCAACGUCAGGCCGGUUCCAUUGGAGCUUCACAUCCAGGGCUUCAACGUGAGUCACACACAGACUCGUCUGCUGUCCAUGGCUAAACCGGUGUACCAUGCCAUCAUGAAACACUCCCCAUCCAAACCAGUGCUGGUGUUUGUGCCAUCAAGACGGCAGACUCGUCUCACCGCUAUCGAUAUCCUUACUUUCUGCGCUGCGGAUGUGAUUCCACAGAGGUUUCUGCACUCCACUGAGAAGGAUCUGGCUCCAUUCAUGGAGAAACUCUCUGAUAAUACCCUGAAGGAGACUCUGUCCAAUGGGGUAGGGUACUUGCAUGAGGGCCUUUCAUCAUCAGAGCGGAGAAUUGUGGAACAUCUCUAUAUGUCUGGUGCCAUUCAGGUGAUGGUAGUAUCUCGCUCUUUAUGUUGGGGAACUAAUAUUUCCGCCCACCUUGUGAUUGUUAUGGACACACAGUACUACAAUGGAAAAAUCCAUGCAUAUGUGGACUACCCAAUCUAUGACGUUCUGCAGAUGGUAGGGAAGGCCAAUCGCCCUCUGCAGGAUGAUGAGGGUCGAUGUGUUAUCAUGUGCCAGGGGUCCAAAAAGGACUUCUUUAAGAAAUUCCUUUACGAGCCUCUGCCUGUGGAGUCUCACUUGGACCACUGCCUCCACGACCAUUUCAAUGCCGAGAUCGUCACCAAGACUGUGGAGAACAAACAGGACGCCGUGGACUACCUGACAUGGACGUUCCUGUACCGCCGAAUGACCCAGAACCCCAAUUACUACAACCUUCAGGGUAUGUCUCACCGUCACCUCUCCGACCAUCUGUCUGAGCUGGUGGAAAACACCUUGCAAGAUCUGGAACAGUCCAAGUGCAUCAGCAUUGAGGACGAGAUGGAUGUUGCUCCUCUGAAUCUGGGCAUGAUCGCAGCUUACUAUUACAUUAACUACACCACUAUCGAGCUCUUCAGUAUGUCCCUGAAUGCAAAGACAAAGAUCCGAGGUCUCAUUGAGAUCAUCUCCAACGCUGCAGAAUAUAAAAACAUUCCCAUCAGGCACCAUGAAGACACCCUACUCCGACAGCUGGCUCAGAAGGUCCCUCAUAAACUAAACAAUCCCAAGUUUAACGACCCUCAUGUGAAGACCAACCUGAUGCUUCAGGCUCAUCUGUCCCGUAUGCAGCUGAGCGCAGAGCUCCAGUCAGACACUGAAGACAUCCUCAGCAAGGCUGUUCGUCUGAUCCAGGCGUGUGUGGAUGUACUUUCAAGUAACGGCUGGUUGAGUCCUGCCCUGGCUGCUAUGGAGCUGGCUCAGAUGGUCACACAAGCCAUGUGGUCCAAAGACUCUUAUCUUAAGCAGCUACCCCACUUCUCUUCAGAACACAUUAAGCGCUGUACAGAUAAGGGUGUGGAGAGCAUCUUUGACAUCAUGGAGAUGGAAGACGAUGAGCGCACUGCUCUUCUACAACUUUCAGAAGUACAAAUGGCUGACGUGGCACGGUUCUGUAACCGCUAUCCCAACAUUGAGCUCUCGUACGAAGUGGCUGAGAAAGAUGACAUCAAAAGUGGAAGUCCUGUGGUCAUUCAAGUGCAGUUGGAGAGAGAGGAGGAAGUUACAGGACCUGUCAUAGCUCCUCUGUUCCCCCAGAAACGUGAAGAAGGCUGGUGGGUUGUUGUAGGAGACCCCAAAUCCAACAGCCUCAUCUCAAUCAAGAGACUUACACUUCAACAGAAGGCCAAGGUGAAACUUGACUUUGUGGCACCUGUUGUGGGUGUGCACAACUACACGCUGUAUUUCAUGAGCGACGCCUACAUGGGCUGUGACCAGGAAUACAAGUUCAGUGUGGACGUGAAAGAGGCAGACAGCGACGGAGACAGUGACAGCGAUUAGUCAUAGACUUGGAUUACGUGAAUGUCGUCUAUGUUGAAACCUUUUUAUAUUGUGGCUGUUUAAUUAAUUGUGAUUUAAAUAAAGGAAACUGUAAAUUGGA